Molecule: messenger RNA, 7751 nt
Organism: Scomber japonicus (chub mackerel)
Lineage: Eukaryota; Metazoa; Chordata; Actinopteri; Scombriformes; Scombridae
Gene: fhip1b
Product: FHF complex subunit HOOK interacting protein 1B
Exons: 11
Coding region: 149-3631 (1160 amino acids)
Biological process (GO): lysosome organization; early endosome to late endosome transport; endosome organization
Cellular component (GO): FHF complex
Source: RefSeq, a predicted model, not a curated record
UCUAUCGCCUCUGCCAAUUUUUUUGGAUUUUUGUUUUCGACGGAGCUCCCUCUAUCUCUCUCUGUCUCUCUCUCUCUCUCUCUCUCUCUCUCUCCCCCAUCUCUGAGCCCCCCCCACGACUUUUGACCUUCCUCCCAGCGGCUCCAGUAUGAGCUGGCUGAGCAGGUUGAACCCGCGGGCUCCCGGGAGCCGGUCCAGCCGGAGCGCCACCCCCUCCAGCCCCUGCACCGCCGACCCGGAGACCUGCCUCAUGGUGUUUGAGAAUCACUGGAGACAGGUCUCAUGGGUGUUGGAGCAGCACCAGCCGUCCUCCUCCAGUGACGACCUGACAGCGGUGAGGAAUCACACUGACCAGAUGUUGUGUCUGCUGGCAGAGGAGCGGCCCGCAGAGGUCUCGGAGGGCGGCGCCUCUGUGACGCCCAUGGGCCCCAUAUUGGAGCUGGUGGUCACUGAGAACAUCCUGGAGCACCUGGUGCAGUGGCACCUCCGCCGCGGCCUGGACCCGGACAGCCAGGGGGCGCUGUUAAAACUGUUCGAGAUGCUCAUCGGCCAAUCCCAGCAGCCCCUGCUGCAGCACACGGCCGUCCUCCAUCCCCUGCUGAGGCUGCUGGGAGCGUGCGGUGACCCAGAACUCGGUUGUCCUUCAGCCCUAGAAAACAGCCUGGUACUGCUGCUCAAUCAGGUCUGUGUGUCCAUGGCCCGCCAGCCGCUGGUUCUAGAGAUGUUGUUCCGCGCGGCGCCGGCCCAGCAGGGCUCCACCAACCUGCUGAUCUUUUCCCUGCUCGUGCCGUUCAUCCACCGGGACGGAGCCAUCGGACAGCAGGCCAGAGACGCGCUGCUGCUGGUCAUGGCGGCGUCGGCCAGCCACGAGGCCGUAGCCCGCUACAUCGCUGAGAACUCCUACUUCUGCCCGGUUUUGGCCACGGGCCUCAGUGCUCUCUACUCUUCGCUGCCCAGGAAGAUCGAGGUCCGAGGCGACGACUGGCACGCGCUGCGGCGGGAGGACUGGAUGGGCGUGUCGUCGCUCGUGCUCUUCAUGAACUCGCUGGAGUUCUGCAACGCUGUGGUGCAGGUCUCUCAUCCCCUGGUCCGCUCCCAGCUUCUGGACUACCUCCACAAUGGCUUCCUCGUACCCGUCAUGGGUCCCGCCCUGCAUAAGUCGUCGGUGGAUGAGAUGAUCGCCAGCACUGCAUACCUGGACCUUUUCUUACGCAGCGUGACGGAGACUUCCCUCCUUAAAACCUUCCUGCGCUUCAUCCUGCUGCAUCGCCACGACAACGACACCAUCCUGGACACACUGCUUACACGCAUCAGUAGCAAUUCACGGCUCUGCAUGGUAUCAUUGAGCCUCUUCAGGACUCUUCUCUCCCUAAACUGCGAAGACAUCAUGCUGCAGCUUGUUCUCAGGUAUCUACUGCCCUGCACCCAUGUAAUGCUGAGUCAGCGUCGUGCCAUCAGGGAGACGGACAUGUACGGAAAGUCAGCAGACAAGUUCCUGGCACUGAUCCCAGAGUGCUGCCGGCUGAGUGCAGCGCCCUCUGCUGAUCGGGACGAGGACUCUGCUUUCUGGGGCAAAGUGCUGAACAGCCCCAGCACAGAGUCUCCAACCCCGCCCAGACCCAGCACACCGUCCCGCUUAGCCUUCUUCAUGCGCCAACAGAGUAGCGGAGGCGGAUCAGGUGGAGGGGGUCCCUCUACCCCCACCAGCAUGGAACCGCUGCAGUCAGGUCCCCCCAGCUCUCAUUCCCUGUCCCCCGACAGCCCCAUGCACCAGCAGCAGGCCAACACAGAGAGUCUGGACUGGGACUCGGGCUACCUAGAGUACCUCAAAGAUGCCCGACGGGGCAUCGAGCUCAGCUCCUGGGCCUGCCGUGACUGGUCGGCCCCUUACGACGGAGAAAACCCCUCCCCGAAUACGGCCCCUACACCCCCGCCUCCCGUCACCUCCACUCCUUCCAUAGCGAUGUUCCCUGAGCACUUCUCUUUCCAGCAGGGAGGAGGCAGCAACACCUCUCCCAGCCAGCAGAGGGCAGCCGUCGUGGCGGCGGCUCGGUCCGAGUGGAGCACCUCGGAGCGUGACAGUGGGGAGUGGGACGUCACCAUCGGCAAAAACAACUGCAUCAGCCUCACGCCGCGCUCCAAGAAGCGCAGCCUGCAGAGAGAGGAGCUCCUGCCAAAACCAGUGCCGCCCCUCGUCCCUUCCUCCUCCUCCUCUUCGUCUUCAGCUGCCCCUUUAUCGACUUCCCACCCCGCCUCGUCCCCGGCUCCCCACAUUCCAACCUCUGCCAUCACUGUCAGUUACCAAGCCAUGUACAACGGAACAACGGGGGCGGAGGACGGAUGCAUGGACAGUCGAGAUAGAGGACUGGAGGUAAAGAAAGUCAAGAGAGACUUGGGGGAGCAGCAGUACUUGGACGAAAACGCGAAUCAGAAUGGAUCCCUUGUCAGCUGCCCCUCCCAAAGCUGCGCUGCUCUCCCACAGUCAAUAUUUAGCAACAGUGAGAUGAACGAUUCAAAAUCUCUUUGCCCCAACCAGAUUCCCUCUCAGAGCUCGGUCGCCCAGCCGACGGCGGACACCAAACCGCUGACGUGCGACGCCUCAAACCUGCACGGCACAUCCACAGAUCUUCCAGAAGCCAACCAGACGCAGCAGUCCGUAGAGAGUCUCAUCAAGGAGCUGCUGGAGCAGGCGCCAGGAGACCCACAGCUGGCCGUUGGAGACUCCAACGGCCAGGGCAUCAGUAUCGAGGCCUUCACCCAGGAGCUGAGGGAGCUGGAGGAGCGGGUGAGAGAGCGCGCCAGAGCGGCCUGCCAGCUGGACGAAAGCACCAGAGCGUCCCUGACCUCCGAGCGGCAGGAGGAGGAACAGCAACCGCCUUCGGCAAUGGAGGCAAAGCUGACGGUUGACGCUAAGGGAGACUGUUCCGCAGCAGGCGUCUGCAGUCCCGCCAGACCGCUAAUCCAGCCCGCCCCUCAGCCGUAUACAGGUCCGUUCAUGGUGGUUCUGUUCACCAAGCUGGAGAACAUGCUCCAAAACUCUCUGUACGUCAACAUCCUGCUGACGGGCAUCGUGGCCCAACUGGCCUGCUAUCCUCAGCCCCUCCUACGCUCCUUCCUGCUCAACACCAACAUGGUCUUCCAGCCCAGUGUCAAGUCACUGAUCCAGGUUCUAGGUUCUGUAAAGAACCGUAUCGAGGCGUUCGCAGCCUCCCACGAGGACUUCCCCGCCAUGUUGAAGAAAGCCCAGCAGUACCUGGUGGCUCGAGGCAAAGUGGACUGGACCGACUCGCCCGGUGUCCCCACCCUGAGGCGCUCUGAUUCACUUGUGAAGAGUCGUAAACCAUCUCUGGGUGACCUCAUCCUCCGUCACACCAACAGCCCGACUCGGGCCCGACACGCCGCUCAGCUGGCCCUCGCUCACGUACGGGACGGGGGUCAAUCCCUGCACAGUGCUCUGUUCCGCAGCGGUGGAGGAGCCUCCGGCCUGGAGAAACAGGCGGAGGCCCUGCGGGUGAAGAACGCUGUCUACUGCGCCGUAAUCUUCUGCGAGUUCCUCAAGGAGCUGGCCGCCCUGGCUCAAGAGCACGCCGUCAGUCUGCCAUUCUCUCACAGCCAAGAGCCAGAGGAAUAGACCUUAACAUAGACUCAUUUCAGCUCUUAGCUCUCAUUUCUAGUCAUUCUGGCUGUAAACAGAGUUCUAAAGGACGGACCAGAGAACUGAGACUUUACCGUCUGCUCUGACAGACAGAAGCAAGAUGAACACAGUGGCAUUUUUCUACCAAAAUCAUUAUAGGAUACCUAUAGGACUGGAAAGAUUUUACUCCUCUGUAAACUGUAAUGAUAUUGUGCAUAUCAUGUAUUAUAUUUACAUUGUAUACACAGAAAAUCUCAGUAGAUGGCUUGAGAUUUGGGAUCUUGUACAUACACGUACCAUGGUACCAUAUUCAUGGUAAAAGGUGACAAAGUGAAGCCACAGAUAACAGAAAUAGGCGCACAUACCGGUGCUAGUCGAUACUCUUUACGCUUGAAGGUGAGGCUGCACAAAAACGCCCGACACCAAAAAUAGUUUUAAAGCGUAGGUGAGUCAGUUCUGUCAGCUUUUGCCAUCUGCUGACAUCAGUUUUUCCGGCCAAUAGAGAAAGCGCACUGAAAAACAAUAGCGCAUUAUCUCUGUUUCAUCUAGAAAAAUGCUGAGCUGCCAUUACGACUGAAAUCAAUGAACGAGAUGGAAACUGGAAAACAGAGGAGAGGAAGAGCACCGCUUCCACUUCCUGUAUAUCAACACGACCAACAAAAAUGUACUGGAAAAAAAACAUUUCAAGUAAUUCAUACUUUUUUUGUGUGUUUUUUUUUUCUUGGAAAUCACACCAUUUUUGUAGACAUAUCAUAAACGUGGGAGCCAGUGUGUAUGUUCGCGUACGGCAGAAUAACAUUUUCUUAUUUUUUAAAAAACAGCUCCUCUCCAUCAGGAAGCUGUUCACUUGUUGCCAUGGAAAAGGCUGUGGGCUUUACAAUUUCAUACCUUUUUUUUAUGUGUCAUUUAGUCUUUUUAAAAAAACACUAAGAACGCUGCAAGCAAAAAGGUGAGAAGGGAAAGUAUUUGUUUUUCUUUUUAGGGAACGUUAGCUUGAUUUGCAUUCCCUUUAAACUGACAGUUGAGGCAUUCACUGACAUUUCUUUGAGCAUAUCUUUGUCUGUUUAGCUAUAAGCUAAAAACAACAUUUCAAUUUUAUUUAAAAAAAAUAAUUGUCCCUACCUUGUGUCCGUGUGGUGAGACAGGCCAAACUGAACACACAACUUAACAUGCUGCUAUUUUCAUUUUACUUUAAAAACACUAACACUACGAUCUCUUUGUUCGAUAGGUACCAAGUAUAAAUGUGUAUGUGAGCAUGCGGAGGAGUCUACGUUUAAUUUAUUUCGGUGUGUGAGGUUGAAUGAAGGAGCAGCCACACAGUGUUAAAAGCUUUCAGAAAAGACACAUUAGCUUCGAGCGCUCGUCUUUUCUUCCUCAACGUUAGCAUCUUUUAGAAGCUUCGCAUUGGUAGUAUGCUAGUUUUAUGACAGUAACACGUCAUUUCUUAACGUGUAUCUCCAAACGCUACCUAGGAAACCGAAUGAGUAAGAAAUGACAGGUGUAAGAUAAAAGCUCCACCUACUUAUGACUCAGCGUUUCGUGAAAUAACGGAAGGUUUUUUGCACAUGCUAGCCAUCCUCUCUCGACUCAUAGCAGUAGAGAAAUUACCUGCCAUCCUCAAAAGUCUUACACCUGAAAACUCAUAUUGACACGCCAUCUUUUAUUUUUUUUUCCAAGUGUCUUGACGUUUUUAACAAGUUGAGUUUUUUCCCCAACUUGUCAAAGCCAUAAGCGACUGUAGUCGUCUUCAUAAACACGCUCCAUCACUGCUGUAAGUCACGUUUUCUACACAAUGAAUAUAUAUCACCCCCUCUGUUUUUUUUCUUCUUUUUUUUGUAAAGUACCAUAUGAAGCCAGGGUUAUAAUUCUAUGUAGUGUAGGGUGAGUUUUACCGGUUUGUGCAACAGUGCCAAACUCAAAUUAGCUUCCGUGCAGGAGCGUUCAGUGUUUUUCGUGAGUCAUCCGGCUGCCUGCGGAGAUUAGUGGCGGCAGAUUAAAUCUGUAGAAAAACCCCUGCUGUAUUUUACUCACUGCCAUCCGUCCGUUAAUUCAGCCACACUGCAGCACAUCCCUGUGUUGAGAAUGAGAUUAACACAUCAAUUUAAUUCCAUUUUUCCUUCCACUUUUUCACUUUUACUCUUAAGAUUGUGGGCAUUUUUUCUCAGCGGUUCAGUUAAAGUCAAUGUUCAGCUUCUUUUUCAGUUCCUCGUUCGGUUAUAGUCGAACAUUUUCAUCUAUCAGCUAUCUGUGUUUCUGUGUGGACACCAAAGACAAUCUGUGAAUACCUGAAACUCCCAGUGUCUCUGUUUUAAGCAAUCAUACACAGUUUAAAGUUCCACUAUGUGAACACUGGAACAAACCUUGUAUAGAAAGCACUUUUUAAAAAUGUUCAAAAUAUAACUAAAUGGAGAAAAAAAAAGUAGUGUUUUAAUGGUUACAGUCCAAACACAAUAGAACGGUGGUAUUUAACAGCCUCCCUCUUUUUUAUAGGAAAAUGUUAAGGAAAAGACAGAUAACAUUGUAAUAAAAACACUGUUAAUUGCUCAGAUGUGGAGAGAUGGUAUCAUUGCUGCGACAUACUUGGAUAAUAGAACCAACAGCCAGACCUACAAAAUAAGAUGAGGGUGUAGAUGAGAUUCAACCCUGAUUGAUAAAAAGGGAGUUACUCAGUAUUACUUGAAACUCAUAUUUUCAAUUAUUGGCAUUGAUCUUGUGCUACUGAUUUUAUUUUAUUUUUUCUUGGGGGGUUGUAGCUCACACUCACUGCUUUUUAAAGAAAUACUUAUUUAAUUUUAAGAAUACAAAGACAAUACAAAGAGAUGAUUUUCUAAGGUGUUAUUGGGCGGUGCCGAUAUGGAAACACAUUACUCAUAAAAUAUACUGAAGGCAUCAUGUUCACUGUGAUGAAUUACUGAGCUUUAUGAAAGUGGGUUUUCAUACUUGAAGGGCAGCAGAUGGUGGAAAAGUGAACCAUCCAACUGCAGACACCAGAAGGAAUUAUGGACACGAGUACUGAUCAUUUCAAUCUACAUUUGAGAAUAAAAGUAUGGAAACCAAUGUAACAAAGUGAGAAAACCAAAUUUCAACCAAAAACUCUUAUAUAAUGUCAAAGUAACAAGUUAGGGCCUCCAAACUAUCAAAAAAAUGUUUUAAUGUGAUGGCUUGAAGCAUUUUUUUUAAUAAUUGUGUUUAUUUUUUCCAGGCAGAUGUUCAUGUGUUGAGUUUCUAUGUUUUGUAUAUUAGAGAGUACAUGCAUUUCACACAGCAAGCCAAAGCGGUUCACCAUCACUGACUUUCACUUGAAUUAUAGACGUUCAAACGUCUUGAAAUCACAAAACGGCGACACGAUUCACAAGCUUUCACGUCACAGUUUGAGUUGCAGACAAUUUAAACCUGAGUUUCCUCUGAAGGACUCCAUUCCUUUCCACGUUCCAUACACUUUGUGCCAUGUUCCAUGUAGAUCUUUCACGUUUUGAUUUGUAACGCUCAUUACAGGAUGUACAGUAUCUUCUCCUUUUUUUCCCCUCUCUCGUUCUUUCUUUGAAAAGCUUCGACUUUAUCCCCUCUGACAUUUUUCCCCUGCGAUCUAUGCAAAACAUGCUCUGGUGUCCCCCCCGCGCCCCAGGUUGAAGCAGGUGAAAUGACGUGGACUGGUGUAAUGUGUAAAUACUGUAUAAAACAGAAAAAAGAAAAAAAAAACAAUGGGUCAAAAAUGCAGAAGUAUGUGACAUAACCAACAGGGCAGAAUGAAAAUCACGCUCAAGUAAUGUAACGAUGAAUGUUGUCAGAAAUAUUUUUCUAUAUUUUGAAAAUCAUUAGAAGAAAAAAAAAAGGACAAAAAUACAAUGUGGGGGAAAAAGCUGUCAGAAGAACACUACAAAGGGAAUGUUUUUAUUAAUUUAUAAAUUCUUUGCCUAGCAAUAUCACACGUGUCCUGGUGUCUUUUCUUUGUCGUCUCAUGGCUGAACUGAACUUCAUAUAUCCUGUCUCACAUAAAACAACUUUUUUGGCUUGUGUUCUUUAAGAAGUGUCAACCCUGUAUUACAAAUGAUGACUUAAGUGUGGACAAAAGUUUGAGCAACUCAACCAAAAAGUUAAAAACAGCCAAUAUUUCACA